AUGCAGUCAUAUUCUCCUCCUACCAUGGCCACUUUUCCCAAAUCUUUCUUGGCCGCUGUCGUCAAGCAGCUGCUCCGGGGCAAGUCCUUGAUACAAGCCCUCCUGGCUCACUGGCUCACACCCCAGACCGUCUCGGGAAAACCAACAGAGUCGGCGGUGGAAUGCAGCAAAUCUGGGACGACGACUCCCUCAGCGCUAACCAUCGAGGAAUAUCUCAAGGAGGCGGAGCAUCUACUCCUGGGCCCCCUACUCGACGAUGGACUGCUCGAGCUAUCCAACGCCUUGAAGGCACAAUUCAGAGACAAGUUGCAGACGAGUAUGGCCUGCAUGCUCCCCUCAUACAAUCAUCAGCUUCCCGGCGGGCACGAAGUCGGUCAGUAUCUGGCGGUGGAUGUGGGGGGAUCGACACUGCGAAUUGCACUGGUUGAAUUGCGGGGUCGUAACGCCGUGGGCCAGGAGAGCGAGAUUGUACGGAUGAGUUCAUUCAAAAUCGACAAUGACAUCAGGAACUUGGAGGGCAUGGCCUUCUUUGACUGGAUGGCCGAGAGGAUUUUGGACAUGGUGUCACAGGACGGACAGGAUCCUUCACGAUCUAUGCCCAUGGCCCUGGCAUGGAGCUUUCCCAUCGAGCAAACAUCGUUAAAAGGCGGCCGUAUCCACGGCAUGGGCAAGGGCUUCCUCGCUGCCGAGGGCCUUACGGGCCAGGACCUUGGUGAGGUCAUCGAGUCCGCCUGCACGGCCAGGGGCAUGAACGCCCGACUACACGUCAUCCUCAACGACGGCGGCGCCACGCUGCUCUCCCAGGCGUACAUCCACCCGGCCACGCGUUUCGGCCUCAUCCUCGGCACAGGCGUGAACAUUGCCGCCUACCUCCCCGUGUCCCUGAUUGGGAAACCAAAGUUUGGUAAUCGUCCCCGGGAGUGGUGGUGCGAGGCGCGCGACGUCAUCGUCAACACGGAGCUUGGCAUGUUCGGUCAGGAUGUCCUCAGCGUCACCCGCUGGGACGGGUUGUUGAAGCAGGGCCACCCGAGACCGGAUUUCCAGCCCCUGGAGCAGAUGGUCAGCGGGUAUUAUCUGGGCGAAGUGGUGAGAUUCGCUUUGAUCGAAGCGAUUCAGACAACGGGGCUGUUUGGGGGCGUGGUGCCCAAGUCGCUUGAUGAGCCAUACUCUUUAAAAUCCGAGACAAUAUCUGCCAUUGAAGGAUCCUCCAUCGACCUCUUCAUCUCGCAACAUCCAUCGUCUCACACGCCGUCAACGUCAGAUCUCUCCGCCCUCCGCAGCCUAGCAUCCUUCGUAUCGAGGAGGUCGGCGGCCAUUAUCGCGGCAUGCCUACACGCCGUAUGGUCCAUGCGUCUCGAGUCGCUCGGUGAAGAAAAAGAAAAGAGGCAGAUGAUGAAGCGGGAGCCGGGGGAGGAGCAGCAGGAGGAGGAUGCGGAGUUUUCCCAGAGGAUAGAAAAGGAAACGGGCCUGGUGCGGACAAUGGUCGCGUACAACGGCAGCGUAAUCGAGUGCUACCCGGGCUACCUUGCAAUGUGCCAGGGCUACGUGGACGCGCUGGUCAACGGGGACGACCGGAGCAGGAGUCUCGAGCUCGUUCCGGCAAAGGAGAGCUCAUUGUUGGGAGCUGGAGUCGCUCUGGCGAGAGCUUGUGAUGAGACUUCGGCGUGA
Colletotrichum orchidophilum is the source of this 1668-nucleotide messenger RNA. RefSeq names its product hexokinase. The transcript has 3 exons. The record is from RefSeq and is a predicted model, not a curated record. Lineage: Eukaryota; Fungi; Ascomycota; Sordariomycetes; Glomerellales; Glomerellaceae. Gene Ontology annotation, molecular function: glucokinase activity; mannokinase activity; D-glucose binding. Bases 1 to 1668 code for a protein of 555 amino acids. Gene Ontology annotation, cellular component: mitochondrion; cytosol. Gene Ontology annotation, biological process: glycolytic process; glucose 6-phosphate metabolic process; intracellular glucose homeostasis.